GAUAUGAGUUUGUGGGGGAGCUCAGUACUCUAUUUGUGGUAGUUCAUUUUCCCCAAACACGCGGAAGAAGGAAUCAUCCCUAAACCCUCCUCUCCACGCCGCCGAAGCCGACAUGGCCGUCCACCACCUCCUCCGCCGCGGGAUCUCUAGUGGGUCUCCCCUCCACCCUCUGCGCGGUCUCCUCGUAUCGCAGGAGUUCGGGCGGCGUCAGGCUAGCUCGGCGGCAGCGGGGGACGCGGUGGCUGAGCUGAGGGGGGCGCGAGAGGACGUCAAGCAGCUGCUGAAGGAGAAGUCUUGCCAUCCCAUCCUGGUUCGCUUGGGUUGGCAUGACGCUGGUACUUAUGACAAGAACAUUAGCGAGUGGCCCAAGUGUGGUGGAGCUAAUGGUAGCUUGAGGUUUGAAAUUGAGUUAAAGCAUGCGGCUAAUGCUGGUCUUGUGAAUGCUUUGAAGCUUAUUCAAGCCAUCAAGGACAAAUAUGCAGGUGUUACAUAUGCGGAUCUGUUUCAGCUUGCCAGUGCUACAGCCGUUGAGGAAGCUGGUGGCCCCAAAAUCCCCAUGAUCUAUGGAAGGGUUGAUGUUUCUGCCCCUGAACAAUGCCCACCAGAGGGGAGACUCCCUGCUGCUGGUCCUCCUUCACCUGCUGAACAUUUGCGAGAAGUAUUCUACAGAAUGGGCCUGAAUGACAAGGAAAUUGUUGCAUUGUCAGGAGCACACACACUUGGACGAUCAAGACCAGAGCGCAGCGGCUGGGGUAAACCUGAAACGAAAUACACUAAAAAUGGACCUGGUGCACCUGGGGGGCAAUCUUGGACAUCACAGUGGCUCAAGUUUGAUAACAGCUAUUUCAAGGAUGUCAAAGAACGACGAGACGAGGACCUUCUAGUUCUGCCUACUGAUGCUGUGCUCUUUGAGGAUCCAUCAUUCAAGAUUUAUGCCGAAAAGUAUGCUGGGGAUCAGGAUACAUUUUUUGAAGACUAUGCUGAAGCUCAUGCUAAAUUGAGCAAUCUUGGGUCUAAGUUUGACCCUCCUAAGGGUGUAUCACUAGAUAUUUGCUGCUGAUGAACUGCAUUUUGGUGAGUGAAGAUGACAAGGCUCUGUUUCUUGCAACUAUUUUCUAGGUGUAACGAAUCGGAUCCACCGAAGCCGUGUUUUGAGUUGUGUGCUCCAUUACCAGAAAUAAAAACAACAUUGGACGGUUCUAGGACUAAAUAACCGUUUCAUUUAUGAUACUUACACAUGUUGUUUGGCACUUCAAAUGUGAUCAAAUAUAAAAUAAUACUAUCAGGCUGUUGCCCCUUUGCGAUA
Molecule: messenger RNA, 1306 nt
Organism: Hordeum vulgare subsp. vulgare (domesticated barley)
Lineage: Eukaryota; Viridiplantae; Streptophyta; Magnoliopsida; Poales; Poaceae
Product: probable L-ascorbate peroxidase 6, chloroplastic/mitochondrial
Exons: 11
Coding region: 113-1060 (315 amino acids)
Biological process (GO): hydrogen peroxide catabolic process; response to reactive oxygen species; cellular response to oxidative stress
Molecular function (GO): heme binding; peroxidase activity
Source: RefSeq, a predicted model, not a curated record